Molecule: messenger RNA, 1862 nt
Organism: Achroia grisella
Lineage: Eukaryota; Metazoa; Arthropoda; Insecta; Lepidoptera; Pyralidae
Gene: pont
Product: ruvB-like helicase 1
Exons: 10
Coding region: 111-1481 (456 amino acids)
Biological process (GO): chromatin remodeling; regulation of transcription by RNA polymerase II; box C/D snoRNP assembly
Cellular component (GO): Swr1 complex; NuA4 histone acetyltransferase complex; Ino80 complex
Molecular function (GO): ATP binding; ATP hydrolysis activity; DNA helicase activity
Source: RefSeq, a predicted model, not a curated record
UGUAUUAUUUUCUUUCUCCUCGUUGAUUUUCAUUCGUUCGUUACCUAUCAGUUUUCUUGUUUUGUCGAUAAAUUAUACUGCUUUGCUAAAACAAAUACAAUUUUCUUAAGAUGAAAAUAGAGGAGGUUAAAAGUACAGCGAAGACACAAAGAAUUUCCGCUCAUAGCCACAUAAAAGGUUUAGGGCUGGAUGAAAAUGGAAUUCCUAUUCAAAUGGCAGCCGGUCUCGUGGGCCAAGAAACAGCAAGAGAAGCUGCCGGUGUAGUAGUGGAUAUGAUUAGAAGUAAAAAAAUGGCCGGCCGCGCCUUGCUGCUGGCAGGUCCACCAGGUACAGGCAAAACAGCUAUUGCAUUAGCAAUUGCCCAGGAAUUAGGCAACAAGGUACCAUUUUGCCCCAUGGUUGGCAGUGAAGUGUAUAGUACGGAAAUAAAGAAAACAGAAGUAUUAAUGGAGAAUUUCCGCCGUGCUAUUGGUUUGCGAAUCCGAGAGACCAAGGAAGUAUAUGAGGGUGAAGUUACGGAACUCACACCUGUUGAAACAGAGAAUCCAGCUGGAGGGUAUGGAAAAACUGUAUCCCAUGUUAUUAUUGGCCUUAAAACUGCAAAGGGUACAAAACAGUUGAAGUUGGAUCCCACUAUAUAUGAAUCUCUGCAGAAGGAGAAGGUGGAAGUUGGGGAUGUUAUUUACAUUGAAGCCAAUUCUGGUGCAGUGAAAAGACAAGGCAGGAGUGACACAUUUGCCACAGAGUUUGACCUUGAGGCCGAAGAGUAUGUUCCAUUGCCAAAAGGUGAUGUUCACAAGAAGAAAGAAGUAGUACAAGAUGUAACACUGCAUGAUCUAGAUUGUGCCAAUGCAAGACCACAGGGUGGACAUGAUAUUAUGUCUAUGAUGGGCCAGUUAAUGAAGCCAAAGAAGACAGAGAUUACAGAUAAGUUGAGAAAAGAAAUUAACAAAGUUGUAAACAAAUACAUAGAUCAAGGUAUAGCAGAAUUGGUGCCUGGAGUGUUAUUCAUUGAUGAGGUGCACAUGUUGGAUAUCGAGACUUUCACAUAUUUACAUCGUGCCUUGGAGUCUGCUAUAGCACCAAUAGUUAUUUUCGCAACCAACAGAGGUCGCUGCCAAAUAAGAGGGACUGAGGAUAUUGUAUCACCACAUGGAAUCCCGUUAGAUCUUUUGGAUAGGCUAUUAAUUAUCCGCACAUUACCAUACAAUAAGUCGGAAUUAUUACAGAUAUUAAAAUUACGAGCGUCGACUGAAGGCAUAUCUAUAGAAGACGAAGCAUUGUCUGCUCUUUCAGAAAUCGGCGCAAAUAGUACUUUGAGGUACGCAGCGCAGUUGCUGUCGCCGGCGGCGCUGGCUGCCCGCGCGGCCGGCGCAAAUCGCGUGGGCCCACCGCACGUGCAGUCCGUACACGAACUCUUCCUCGACGCUAAGUCCUCAGCUCGCAUCCUCACGCAGCACUCCGACAAGUACAUGAAGUAGAUACGUCACGUGCACAGGUAGAAAGGAUUCUACAGGUCGGAUCUCUUUUGAUCAAACUUUUUAUUUCUUGAGGUGGAUCUUAUACUACAGCGAACGAAUUUUUAUUAUUUUGUUAAACAAUUGCGAUGUAUUAAUUGUACCCCCACCCCCACCUGCAAUACCAGGGUAGCAAAUGAGUUGUUGGCCUUUGAAGGUUUCAAUAUUGUAUCGGUUCGGAAAUAUUAGGAGGGUAUUUUAGUUUAUAUGUGGAUUAUUGCAUUCAAAAUUAAAAUCACGAUAUGACAUGCAUUAUCUGCGACCACCAGUUACGUCAUCGCUGAGACGAGGCGGUCGAAUUAUUUGGGUAUCACCAAUUCAAAGCGAAAAUCUGCUACGUAGUUG